Messenger RNA from Prorocentrum cordatum, 488 nucleotides. Lineage: Eukaryota; Dinophyceae; Prorocentrales; Prorocentraceae. The record is from the annotation of a GenBank genome assembly.
AGGCCCUGCGCGGCUUGCCCAGCGACCGGCUGCGGUACCAGCAGCUGAUGGCGCUGGCCGGGAAGCUCGAGCCCCUUCCAGCGGAGCUAAGGUGCGCGGAGAACAAGGUCCCCGGCUGCCUGAGCACCGUCCACGUGCACGCGACCCUGCAAGGUGACGGUACCGUCAAGUUUCAGGGUGAUUCCGACGCUCUGAUAUCCAAGGGCCUGGUUGCACUACUCGUACGCGGCCUCAGCGGGUGUACUCCUGAGGAGAUUGUACGCGUGAGGCCAGAAUUCAUCCAAUCCUCUGGUAUUUCUGCCUCUUUGACGCCGGGCCGGAACAACGGUUUUUUCAACAUGUUCAAGCUCAUGACGAAGCAGGCCAUCGGCGGGCGUGAAGCAUGCACCUGCACCGGUCCAACAUAGAUUUGUACGCCGACCCUGUCCCGCUCGUGACGCCCCCACGAUCUCUCGGAAACGCGUGUGGUGCAUAGAACCCCUCGCGCC